AUGCGCUCGCCACCCAUGGAAGGCUUGCAGCAGAACCCCCACGCUCCGCUCCGCCUUCUCUCCCUCGAUGGAGGGGGAGUGCGCGGCCUCUCGAGCUUGAUGGUCCUGGACGACCUGAUGGAGAACAUUGCACACCAGGAAAAACGCUUGGGGAAACGCGACCCCAAGCACACCAAGCCCCUCAAGCCCUGCGACUACUUUGACCUGAUCGGCGGCACCUCAACUGGCGGCAUCAUCGCCGUCCUGCUCGGGAGGCUGCGGCUCGACGUCAAGCAAUGCAUUCACAUCUACACAAAACUGGCCGAGGCCAUCUUUAAGAAGGACCGCUCCGUCACCUUUCUUGGAAUGAAGCUGCCGACCGGCCCUACCCGCUUCUCUGGUGCCGUCCUCGAGGCCGCCAUCAAGUCCGCCCUCGUCGAGCUGGGCUACAAGGAAGACGAGCCCAUGUGGGAUGACUCGUUGUUUGAGGAGAUCAUUGAGCCAUUCGAUCUACACGGUGAGAGCAUCUGGGCCGACCAGCCUACCCCGCCACGGUUCACCGAAUCGCCCGAGGAGAGCUUCAGCAUUCCGAAAGAGAUGGAGGAAUCGCACACAACCCUGUGGCAAAGCUACAGCAGCAAAAUUUCCAGGGACCUGGACGCCCUUUCAAUCCAAUCAAAGGAUGGUGUGACGAGGAGAAACACUUUCCGCGUGCACCCCAAAGGCUCUGUUCACCGCAGGCCAAACCGGAAAGGAUGCCGCACCUUCGUCGUCACCACCCUCAAGAACGCCCUCGGCCUGCCGCGCAUCAUCUCCUCCUACGACCCGAAUGACCGGCAAACGAAGAUUUGGGAAGCGCUGCGUGCCACCUCCGCAGCGCCAACCUUCUUCGAGGAGAUGACGUUCGGCACGCCGCGCAUGUCCUACCUCGACGGUGGCGUAGGCUUCAACAACCCGUGUGCCGAGGUCGACUACGCCGCCAAGUCCAUCUGGGAAGGACGGCCCAUCGGUGUCAUCGUGUCCAUCGGUACCGGACUCCAGACCAUCCCCUCGGUAAAGAAGAUAGCCAGCUGGCUCCCGUUUGGCUUGGGCACCGACAUCGCGCUGGCCUCCGCGCUGGCCUCGAUGGCAACGGGCACGGCGCGCGUCGCCAACGAAAUGCAGCGCAUGUACUACGGCUCGCCGACUCGUUAUACCCGCUUCGACGUCGAGAGCGGACUGGCCGAUGUGUCGCUCGAGCAGUGGAUGAAGGAGGACGAGAUGGCAGCGCUGACGGAGCAGUACAUGCGCGACCCGUCCCAACUCCUGCGAGCGCGCAAGCUCAGCGAACUCAUGGUCAAACUAUCAGCACUGCCGCCAAAGUUCGAGAUCGGCGCGCUCGCCUUCCGUUGCGGCAUCGCGGGCAGGGGGCUUGUCGAUGGUGAGUUCGUGUCCGAGGAGCUCGACUUCAAGACGGGCUUCCCGCUCGGCGUCAGGCCCACCCUCAGUGACCACCAGCGCCUCGCCGAGAACCGCGAUGCUAGCCCCUCGGGCAAGGCCGGCCUCGCCGUCGACCCACGCAGUGGACGGUCUCAGAAGAUCCUGCCCGUGGCCGUUGACCUGGAUGGCGAUGGCCGCCGUGAGGAGAGCGCGGUGCUGACAUGCCGGCACGCGGAGAACGUGUGCCUGCGUGCACUACGCACCGGCAUUCCGCCCGGCAAGUACCGUGUCAAAUUCAUUGUCUGCUUCUUCGACCCCGUAAAGAGCAUAUUCGCCGGCGCCAACCCGGCGGCCGGAGAGAGUUCUGCCAGCGGCGGCGAGCACAUGGACGUGGCGGCAGACAACAUCCGCCCUCCGACCGAGCUCGUCUUCUCGGUCGGCAAGCCGUUCGACACCAAGACCUUCGGCAGCCGUUACGUCGAUGUCAAGAUCACGCCCGAUAUCGUGCCCGUGCUGCUGCAUCCAGAUGCCGUUCGCGUCCGCGUCGGCCGCACGCGCUACGCGGACAGGAAAGGCCGGGGCUGGAUUGAGGUCACGGGCGACGUCGAGGUCGAGGUGGGCUUGGACGGCGCCCUGGGCCUGAUGGUGACGAAGAAGUUUGAAGAGGGCGUCCAUGUGGGCGGGUGGAGCUUCGGCGGCGUACGGCUGGAGCCUGUUUUCGACGAGUGA
Diplodia corticola is the source of this 2127-nucleotide messenger RNA. RefSeq names its product lysophospholipase-like protein. The record is from RefSeq and is a predicted model, not a curated record. The coding region runs from base 1 to 2127 and encodes 708 amino acids. Gene Ontology annotation, cellular component: membrane. Lineage: Eukaryota; Fungi; Ascomycota; Dothideomycetes; Botryosphaeriales; Botryosphaeriaceae. The transcript has a single exon. Gene Ontology annotation, biological process: arachidonate metabolic process.